GACGACGUUGAGACUCCACCGAGAGAAGAAAAGAAGAAAAAAAAGAAGAAAAAACGCAAAGUUAAGGUCAGCUUUCAUAUGUCCAUCUUUCUCGGCAUCUCGGUACCCUUUUGUUCCCCUGUAUUGUUCUCACGAAUAUUUAGAUGAGGGGGCCGAGAUGCAACAAUCUAGCAGACACUAACAAAGACCAUAAGGAGCAUCAUCAUGGCAGUGGCGGCACUUUGAGCAGGGCGGAACAACUACUACAACAUAUGUCACAGCAGUCCUCUUCAGGAGUUGCGGGGGGACACUUUCACCAUCAGCAUCUUUACGGUAGGGGCGGGCAACCUGGAGCUCACGGACAAGGACUACCCGUGCAACAUCAUCAAAAUUAAGGGCUCUCAUGUUGCAUUCUGCACUUGCAUCCUUGGCCUCUUCUAAGAAGAUGAACAUACUACAGAUCAUUCUACUAUAUACUUCAGCAGGUCGGGAGGAAGAUGUUCAACAUGUUCCGCAGAAUGCAAAAAUGCAAAAAUUAUCAGCUCUAAGAAAAAUUGUAUGAUGAAACAGGAAACUUGGAUUUGAGCUCCUUGUCGCAUUUCUUGCAGGCGAAUCCAGCUUUUUUGGCUACAGUGCUAGGAAAAGCUGGCACAGCAGCGGAUCUGGCACAAGGAUCACCCGGCAUGGGACCUAAGCAGGUCGGUUCUUCCAUGAUGCAUAAAGGCGGAAUGCAUAUGACUGCACCUGGAGGCAAAAGUAGCAAUCACAAGGCCGGUUUUAAUCCUUAUUCUCACCAUAAUUAUCAACAUAACUUCUCGCCUGGGUGGAAC
Molecule: messenger RNA, 809 nt
Organism: Amoebophrya sp. A25
Lineage: Eukaryota; Dinophyceae; Syndiniales; Amoebophryaceae
Source: the annotation of a GenBank genome assembly